Cyprinus carpio (common carp) is the source of this 1879-nucleotide messenger RNA. RefSeq names its product ganglioside-induced differentiation-associated protein 1-like. The transcript is spliced from 6 exons. The record is from RefSeq and is a predicted model, not a curated record. NCBI's taxonomy places the organism in Eukaryota, Metazoa, Chordata, Actinopteri, Cypriniformes, Cyprinidae. Gene Ontology annotation, biological process: mitochondrial fusion; mitochondrial fission. Gene Ontology annotation, cellular component: mitochondrial outer membrane. The coding region runs from base 652 to 1416 and encodes 254 amino acids.
GCGCCGUUAGACUCGCUAGCUGUGUCUCAAAACCUAGUGUGCUGACUACCUAGACAGCAUUUCUGAAAAUCACUGCAAACGCGUUUGAUGCGCAAGAAUGCUGCACGCGCGUAAGAUGCACAGACAUUCCGUUUUAGGCAACUAGAUUUUGAGACACAGCCAAUGUCUGAUAAAAUGGCGGUUGAAAACAUCGGUGAAUCUCAGGAUGAGAAGGAAAUCCUUAUUAAGAAGGAUGCACUGUCACAAGACAGCGGUGAGGUUGUCGAGAAAACAAAAAACAAAGAGUCUAAACUGAUUCUGUAUCAUUGGACUCAGUCAUUCAGCUCUCAGAAGGUGAGACUGGCAAUAGCUGAGAAAGGUCUUCAGUGUGAGGAGAUUGAUGUGAGUCUGCCUCUGAGUGAACACAAUGAGCCCUGGUUUAUGCGUCUGAACCCCACUGGAGAGGUUCCUGUGCUGGUUCACAAUGACAAUGUCGUCUGUGACCCCACACAAAUCAUGGACUAUUUGGAGCAGAACUUCUGUGAUGCAUGCCUCUGCAGAAAUUUGGAUAAAAUGAGAGGCACUGAAGGGUGAGUCAAAAUAAGAUAUUUGCCCUGGAGAGCAGCUCAUGUAGAUUGCAGCCAAAGUUUUGGGCCAUAAUGCAUACUGUAUAUGUGCUUUGUACACUUCAAUGAAUCAGAGCACACCCCAAAGCUGAUUCCAGAAGAGGGAAGCACGUAUUAUCAUCGAGUUCAGCAUUACAGAGAACUGCUGGACUCCCUGCAGAUGGAUGCGUACACCCAUGGCUGCAUCCUCCACCCAGAGAUCACAGUAGACUCCCAGAUCCCAGCUUAUGCCACCACCCACAUUCGCACACAGAUUUUAAACACAGAAUCCGAGCUUAAGAAACUAGCAGCGGAGAAUCCUGAUCUUAAAGAUGCUUAUAUUGCAAAACAGAGACGUCUAAAAAGUAAAUUGUUUGACCAUGAUAAUAUGAAAUACCUGAAGAAACUCCUGGAUGAACUGGAGAAUGUUAUGGAUCAAGUUGAGACCGAGCUGCAGAGAAGGAUUGAGGAGACACCAGAAGAGGGCAGUCAGCAGGCUUGGCUCUGUGGCGACUUCUUUAGCAUUGCUGACGUCUCCCUUGCUGUCACCCUUCACCGCCUCAAGUUCCUGGGUCUGUCUCGUCGGUACUGGGGAAAUGGUGCCCGGGUCAACCUGGAGACGUAUUAUGAACGUGUCCUGAAUCGUCCGGCUUUCCGCAGAGUGCUUGGACAUGUCAACAACAUCCUUAUAUCUGCUGUGCUGCCCACCGCAUUCAGGGUGGCAAAGAAAAAGGCUCCAGCCUUUGUUGGUGCCACCUUAUUGGUUGGUUUGAUAGGGGGUGCCACUUACCUGGCUUUCACUUAUUUUAAAAGGAGACUUCUCAUAUCUUAAGACAGCUAUUGGGACUCAUUCAGCAUUGCUCUGUCCUGACUUGUGUAUGUUUAUUAUCACAUUUGGCUUAUAUAUGCUUUAACAGUUUGAUAAUUGUUGCACAAGAAGCACUUUUUUGUCAUAAUAAGAAGCAAAGCAGUUUCAAAAACAGACACAAUUCAUAUUUUUAUUGAUAGGUUCAUUAAACAGACUUAAAUGGUUUCAGUUCAUGCUGUAGGUCCUUUGUGGCCAUUGUGUUUUGUGCUAAAAUGUUUGUAUUAAUGUCUGGUCACAAAUACAGUAGAAGCAAUUACAGAAACAAAACUUUCUGAUUUUGUUUAAGAAUUUGUCUGUUCUGCAUUAGUAUGUUUCAUCAGUUCAGUCAUGCUUUUCACUUGAUAAAGGAUAUAUAAUACUACUGUAUAUCCAACAGUAAUUUCUCUGCACAGAAAAGUCAAAUAUAAUAAAGCAUAUUUAUCAGUUU